ACUAACUGCGGUUCUAUAACAUGACUGGUUUGUCAAAUAUAUUGUUAUCUAUUGAUGGCCGUAGUCGCUUGGCCUCCGUUAUUGCCAAAUACCUGCUGCAAGAUGGUAAAGUAGCUGUUGUGCGUUUUGAAGAGUUGAAUUUCUCCAGGCACUUCUACAAGAACAAAAUCAACUACUUGGCUUACUUGUGUAAACAUAUGGCAACUCUUGACAUGCGUUCAUCAUUUGCCGAGCGUUCAACAUUUUUGGAUCAGUCAACGUUUGGUACGACAACGAGCACGAAGCUAACGCGACGAUUCGGCGACUCAACAUUAAAUCAUAAUUUCAAUUACUUGACUUUCUAAAUUUUUUUUUUAUAUAAAUCAUC
Rhagoletis pomonella (apple maggot) is the source of this 367-nucleotide messenger RNA. RefSeq names its product 60S ribosomal protein L13a-like. Gene Ontology annotation, molecular function: structural constituent of ribosome. Gene Ontology annotation, cellular component: ribosome. NCBI's taxonomy places the organism in Eukaryota, Metazoa, Arthropoda, Insecta, Diptera, Tephritidae. The record is from RefSeq and is a predicted model, not a curated record. The transcript has a single exon. Bases 21 to 344 code for a protein of 107 amino acids. Gene Ontology annotation, biological process: translation.